Molecule: messenger RNA, 1890 nt
Organism: Pogona vitticeps (central bearded dragon)
Lineage: Eukaryota; Metazoa; Chordata; Lepidosauria; Squamata; Agamidae
Product: cytochrome P450 2G1
Biological process (GO): xenobiotic metabolic process; epoxygenase P450 pathway
Cellular component (GO): intracellular membrane-bounded organelle; cytoplasm
Molecular function (GO): oxidoreductase activity, acting on paired donors, with incorporation or reduction of molecular oxygen, reduced flavin or flavoprotein as one donor, and incorporation of one atom of oxygen; arachidonate epoxygenase activity; iron ion binding
Source: RefSeq, a predicted model, not a curated record
UACUUCCAAUAAAAUAUAUAAAACCAGAGCAAAACGAGACAGGCAUCCGCAGAGUGAAACAGGCAGUAACCUUCAUCAUGGAGCUGUCUGGAGCCGUCACCCUGCUCCUUAUCCUCGGCCUCUCCUGCCUGCUUCUCACCGUAUUUAAAAGGAAGACCUCAGCCAAGGGGAAGCUCCCCCCUGGACCCACCCCCCUGCCCCUGAUUGGGAAUUUCCUGCAAAUCAAGUCCUCUCAGACCUUAAAAUCUCUUCUCAAGCUGAGGGACAAAUAUGGGCCAGUCUUCACCGUCUAUUUUGGAAGUCGUCCAAUUGUGGUCCUGUGCGGACACGAUGCUGUGAAAGAGGCCCUGAUAGACAAGGCAGAGGAAUUCAGUGGGAGGAAAACCAACCCGACCCUGGAGAGGACCUUCCAAGGACAUGGUGUUGUGUUUGCCAAUGGUGAGCGCUGGAAGCAACUCCGCCGGUUCUCUCUCACCGUCUUGAGGAAUUUUGGGAUGGGGAAAAAGUCCAUUGAGGAGCGAAUCCAGGAAGAGGCCCAGUUCCUGCUGGAGGAAUUUAGGAAGACCAAAGGGAAGCCCUUUGACCCCACGUAUUUCUUCAGCCGAGCGGUCUCCAACGUCAUCUGCUCCAUCGUCUUUGGAAACCGCUUUGACUACGAGGACCAGGAAUUCCAGACCCUCAUGGAAAUGAUAAGGAACAGCUUCCGGGAGUUGAGUACAGCUUCAGCUCAGCUCUAUGAUAUCUACGUUAACUUCCUGAAGUACUUUCCUGGGCCCGAAACCAAAAUAUAUGAUAUGUUUGAAGUAAUGAGGGUCUUUGUUGCCAAGAAAGUGAAGCAGAACCAAGAGACCCUGGAUUCCAAUUACCAGCGAGACUUCAUCGACUGCUUCCUCCUUCAGAUGGAAAAGGAAAAAUAUAACCCAGCCAGCGAAUUCCAGAUGAAGAACCUGGAGCUCACAACCCUUAACCUGUUCAUUGGUGGGACAGAGACGGUCAGCUCCACACUCAGAUAUGGCUUUCUGUUGCUGAUGAAAUAUCCUGAGGUGGAAGCCAAGAUGCAUGAAGAAAUUGACCAAGUGAUUGGCCAUAGCCGGGCCCCUAACAUUGAAGACCGAAGCCAAAUGCCUUACACAGAUGCUGUCAUCCAUGAAAUACAGAGGUUCAGUGACCUCCUCCCCUUGGGUGUACCUCACAUGGUUGUCCGUGACACAGAAUUCAGAGGCUACGUCAUCCCUAAGGGCACAGAGGUUUACCCCUUACUCCACAGUGUUCUGCACGACCCAACAAAAUUUAAGAACCCCAAUGAAUUUAACCCGGGCCACUUCCUGGAUGAGAAUGGACGCUUUAAAAAGAAUGAUGCAUUUGUGCCAUUUUCCUCAGGGAAGCGGAUCUGUCUGGGAGAAUCCUUGGCCCGCAUGGAGCUUUUCCUCUUCUUCACCACAAUUCUGCAGCGCUUCCAGCUGAAGGCCCUCGUGGCCCCUAAAGAUAUUGACACGACUCCCCAGGAGAGUGGCUUUGCCACCAUCCCACCCCCCUACCAGUUCUGCAUUAUCCCACGCUGAGUGAGGAGAGACCAAAUACUCUAUCUCGAAUCACUGUAUUUACUGGAUUCUCAAAACUCUAAAGGGGAACUGAAAAUAUUUUGCUUCAUAGCACCUUCAAAGGGUGUUUCUACAUUUAAAUGGCUUCCUAAUUUAUUCACAUAGAUUAUGCCCUGUUGGAACAGGUGCGUUUGGCAGCCUGGGCAGGAAUGUUACCCCUUUCACCCACUGCAGCCUUUUCCCUAACCUUGCUUUUUGUAUUUUCUGUGUAUAAAAUAUAAAUACAUAAGUGAAACUGUUGUGAUUGCCUUGGAAGUAUAUAUAUAUUAAAAAAGAUUUGCGCACAUAG